CAUGUUUCGAAACGAUUAACCACUAAUUUCUGCUUCGUAUUUGCUUUUUAAAAGACUUUUUCGCAUAAAAGUUAUUUUCUUACCUACAGAUUAACAAUGUGAUGUGCGGGACUGUGUUUUGCCCCCGGAAUUGCCGUAUUAAAUGGAUUAUUUAGGCAAGUAGAACGAUUUUGAGGAGUGAGUGUCGUGAGCCGUGACGGGGGCUAAUGUUUAUUUUGCGCGGGGAUUAGUGCCGAGUUGUGACGAUAUGAGCGCGGGAAACGUCGAAAAACCAAAGUCCCGCUUUUAUGUUUCAAAUUCAUUGACACCACAAGAUGCAUUGGAAGAAAAUUUGGAGAAAUGCAGAAAAAUUGUCAAUGAUCUUACAAAAGAUUUGUCCGAAAAGCAAGCCCAUGAUGCCUUGAGUGCUGCAGUAUCAAAGGGUUCAAAUGAGGAAGUGUGCCUGGGGUUACUUCAUAUUAUACUCACUGAAUCAAACAGUGCUCACAAUGCAUUUAGGGACCUCAAUCUGGUGAGCCGAGAUUCCAUGGUUUUGAUUGUCAAUAAAUUGCUACAAUUGAUCUCGGAGAGGUACAUUCGGUUGACAGAUAUGGUAAAAACCCAGAUUAUUUGGUUGACAUCACAAUUUGUUGUGUCAAACAUUGGUGGGGCUGAUGCCAUUUGUCAUGCUCUGCUAAAGCAAGUGGCUGGUGGGGACUUACAUGCCACCAACAUUUGGCUUGCAGAAUCACUUCUGACCUUGUUUACACAGCACCGAAACUGGCUACAGAAAUUCCCCCAAUUACUUGCUGUUGUACUGUACAGCUUCUUGCGAUUGAUUGUUGACCAUACUGCAGGUUCAUACAAAGCCUUACGACAAAAGGAGGUCACCUUCUGUGUCUCCAUCCUACGUGAACGAUUCAAUGAUUGCAUGCCAAUUGGUCGGGACUUGGUAAGGCUGCUGCAGAAUGUUUCAAAGAUCCCUGAAAUGAAGAUUCUCUGGAAAGAUAUGCUACAUAAUCCAAAGUCAUUAAGUUCCCAGUUUACUGGUAUCGGUCAACUUUUAAAUGUGCGUACCCCUCGCAAGUACCUGGCAUGUCGGCUGACACCUGAUAUGGAAAACAAGAUAGGUUUUUUGACUUCAAAAGUAAAGUUCGGACAGCAAAAAAGAUAUCUUGAAUGGUUUCAGAGGCAGUAUUUUAGUUCACCAGAGAGUCAAAGUCUCCGUAUAGAUCUCAUCCGGUACAUAUGUGGCGUUGUUCAUCCUUCCAAUGAAAUACUUAGCUCAGAUAUAACUCAACGAUGGACACUUAUCGGUUGGCUUUUAUCAACAUGUACAAAUAGUGUGAACGGUGCAAAUGCAAAGUUGGCACUGUUCUAUGAUUGGUUGUUUUACCAAGUAGACACAGAUAAUAUCAUGAACAUUGAGCCUGGAAUAUUGGUAAUGCAUCAUUCAUUGAGAAGCCACUCCCAGCUUACUGCUACUCUACUUGACUUUCUUUGUAGAUCAGCACUUGAGUACUUUCAGCAGGGUCAACCAUCAAAGGAAUGUGUUGGAAAUGCUUUUAAGACUAUUUUGUCCAAAAAAGUUGUGAGCACUAUCAUGCCAAUUAUUGAUAACCAGCGCAUGGGAUUAGAACUAAAAAAUCUAGUUCGUAGCACUUUUCCUGAGUUUUUCCAAGUGAAUGGUACUUCCUCUAGGAAGCUACCAGACUCUUUAUCUGCUGGGAAAAUGGACACUAGUGAAAGUGGUCCUGUUGUGAACUUGGAUAGUCAAUCAGAUUCUGAUGCAACUGAGGGUACAAGUGAUGCAAAGUUUUCUGACACUGAGGAUGAAGCUGAUGUUCAGAUAAAUGGCGAGAAAGGAAGUGUUAAACUUCGAGAUGGAAGAUUCAGAUCUGCUGUUUUGGAGAAGGGAGCUGAUGACAAAGAUGAAGAAGAUGAGGUCGAGAGUGAUGCAGUUGACUUUGAUGAGCUUGAGAAGUUGGAUGAAGACCUUCGAGAUAUGGUCCUGAAGUUACACCAAGAGAGCAAUGUUGGUGUUAGGUGUGACACCAUGGAGAGCAUUGUGGCUAUGGUACUCAACCUGAAUGAUUUUGAUGAUGAAAUGAACAGUGCAUUAGCAACCUGUCUAAACAACAGCAUGGUUGAGGAUUACUAUCAAUUUUGCCUCCCAGAAACAGUAACUGAUCGAGAACUUCAAGAUUCUUUGGAGGGUCCACUGUAUACGUUGUUUGCGAAGCUGAUUCAUACUUAUGGCAUUGGGAAGAAAGAAACUAUUGUUAAGCUGUUGCAAGAGAUGAAAUCUCUAGAACCAAAACUUGGUUAUCACUUACUGUACUAUCUAAUGGCCAGCGAGCAAGAUGAAGAAAAUCUUUCUGUUUAUGAAGAGUUCAUUCGAACAAUGAAAGAUUUCAAGAGCAUUUCUGCAAGCCUUUUGGAAGAUAUGAAACUAUGCCAAGCUUAUGACCCACGAUUGUUUGUGUUCCUAGCGCCUCCAUUGUAUCGAAAGUUCUCCAAAGAUCUCAUUGGAAAUAUAGAAAUGCUUCAUCUCAUGGUCGCUAUUGUUGAUCCUUUACAGCUGAGAGAGUUGCUUCACGAAGUAGUCUUGCGUGAUCUGGUGAUAUUCGGCGAAGAUAAUGUGUUCGAAGUAUUGAAGGAGUCGUUGUCUUGGGAAUCCUUUGAGCAAUAUAACGUAUGGCAGUUGCUUUGUGCAGAGGACCCGCCCGUGGAAUGCUUUCUAAAACUGUUACCAUUAUUAAAGCCAAGUAUUCACUCUGAAGCUAUUUCAAACAUACUGCUUCUGCUAAAAGGGGCAGAUCUUACCCCAGAGAUUGUAGCCUCGCUGCUCUGUAUGGAAUGCCCGGCUUCCAUCAAAGAAAAGCCAAAACAACUCAGCACAUGUUUGCUGCGCUACUGGAGUUUUGAUGAAAGUAAAGAGCUGGCAAAGAUCGUUUGUAACCACAUCGAGAAGAAUCUGUCAUCUUCGGGUAACCGUAGACGACAGCUGAAAGGUGGAAACCAAAACCAACCAACCAUGGAACAAAUACUGGUUCAACUAGAAUGCUUUUAUGAGCUUUGUCAACAGCAGCAGAACUUGGACUUCUUCAAACAAGAGGUAGUUAAGCGCGCACUCGAGAAAGUGAAACAGCAUUGUUCGAAUUCCAUUCAGCAGAAAUUCCAGCUGCUGUUCUCCGUUUGUGAAGGACAGGAAACGAGAAGAAGAAACAACAGAAUGUCGAAAAUUGUUGCAACACAAAUUGCCGAGGCGGACUCGAGCUCGGAGAGUGAUGAAGAGGAACCACGAAAGAGACCUGCAAAACGAAAGCGGAAACAAAGCCCGGACUUUGAUUCCGACGACAGCGAUGAAUGAGGAUGUAGUUUUAGGAAAUUCACAGUUUAUAGUUUCACACGGUUCACGUUUUGCACGUAGUUGAUCUUUCGAACUUUACAUAUCGUGCACAUUGUAAUUGGAUGUGUGGCACCAUAACAAUCAGUUGUACCGAGGUUUCAAUGCAGUACGAGUUAGUUUAUUUUUCUAAUCUCAUCUACUUGUGCAUGGGACGAAAUAGGAAUUGAAAACAGCUCAAUCUUACCAAGGUCUAAACUUACUAUGAGAAAUUGUUCAACAAAACGGAAGAACAGUAAACAGUUCUUACAUAUUAUUCAAAUUUCACGACCAUUAUACCUUAGAGUCUAGUUCCCAUUCAUUUGCAAACAAGUCGUGUUUACUAUAACUCCAAAAAUUAAUCUGAUCUUUCUUUUUUUCGUGCACAUUACUCCAUAAUCAGUCUUUAUAUGUACGCUUGACACGUUUACGCGAAAGUUUGACUUGUUUGCGAUGAAUUGGAACAAGACGUUGUACGAUCAGUAUUUUGUUUAGUUUGUAUUGAAAGUGUUUCACAUUGACAUUGUAUUUAAACAACGAAUGUGUUUUUGC
This is a messenger RNA of Dendronephthya gigantea, 3919 nucleotides long. RefSeq names its product integrator complex subunit 3-like. Lineage: Eukaryota; Metazoa; Cnidaria; Anthozoa; Malacalcyonacea; Nephtheidae. The transcript has a single exon. Gene Ontology annotation, cellular component: cytoplasm. The coding region runs from base 248 to 3352 and encodes 1034 amino acids. The record is from RefSeq and is a predicted model, not a curated record.